Messenger RNA from Exaiptasia diaphana, 1363 nucleotides. Its product is annotated as protein FAM76B. The record is from RefSeq and is a predicted model, not a curated record. The coding region runs from base 94 to 1014 and encodes 306 amino acids. Lineage: Eukaryota; Metazoa; Cnidaria; Anthozoa; Actiniaria; Aiptasiidae. The transcript has 10 exons.
UGUAGCUUGGAAGCACAAGCAAAGCGAUUUGAUUUUUUUUAAUCGUUUUUACUCUCUUUUUUACCUUUUUAAAGCAAWUCUCAAAGCUUUAAAAUGUCUCUUUAUUCAUGCACAUACUGCCAYAGUCGACAUCCAUUUGAGGAACUCUCGAAAGGUGAUCAAAUGUGCAAGAAAUGCCGGAAGGAACAUCCCCUAGUUACGUGUACUUACUGUCGUAUGGAGUUCCACUUAGUUGGUGGUAACGAACAAGGAAAACCUGUGUGUAAAAAGUGUAAUGGUCACGUCUUGAAAUAUGGACAACCAGCAUGCUGUGUUCAUUGUAAUAUCAGGGCUGCUUUUAAUGGGAGUAAAUGYUCCAGAUGUGAAAGUUCGGAACGGAAAUAUGGUCCUCCWAUACAGUGUGAGCAGUGCAAGCUCAAGUGUGCWUUCAAAAAAUCUGACGAAUCUAAAGAUAAGGUUGAUGGUAAGAUACUGUGCCUAUUGUGCACUCUAGCUUACAAGCGACUAGUACAUAGAUCAAAGGGUGUUAAGGAAUUACUAAGAGGUCAAUCACACAGUCACAAGAAAGGAACCAAGAGAGAAGGGCAUCAUCACCAUCGCCAUCAUCACAAACAUGAGAAGAAAGCCAAGACAGAUCUGGUUGAGUCAAGCGGUGCGAGGGAUAGUCCUGGUCUUGGUCUUAAAAAUACAAACUCUGUCAACAGUGAUGCAGGUACAGAGCAUAACUUAUCGGAACAUAUGGCAGAGCUGACUGAUGUCAAAGAAAUGGUUGUCAAACUGAAGAAACAACUUCAGCAAAAAGACCAAGCUUUGAUUGAAAAAGAGAAAAAAAUAACUGAAAUAAAAGCUGAAAAUUGGGAGAAAGAAAAAGAAUUUAAGAAGAAGCUUAGCUCUUUGCAAAAAGAACUGAAUGAUCGACUUGAAAUCCUACAGACUGAAAACAGAAACCUUAAAAAACARCUAAGUCAACARCAAGUACAGCAAGUGAARAAAGAAAAGACAGCAACAAGCUGACAAGAUUUGCAGUKGUUUUCAGUCAGUUUAUGUGAUAUAAAUGUAAAUUGUACAUUGUAGUUAACUAUUAUUUAGUAUCCAUACAUGUAAUUGAAAAACACUUCCAAGUUCUCUGACUCAUCUUGAAUUUCACUUGUGAAUCUUAUGGUCUAUGUAAGGCCAUAAUGUGUGUCAGAGGAGUAGAAUAAGACACAGCUUYGCCUUUCAAGGUGCCAGAAAGAACUGUGAACUGCUAUGAUAUUACAGCUUGUUAAUAACUGCUAGGGAAUUUGCUGGGUUUUCUGACAAUAACAUUUUUAUAUCUUAGUUUGUUAAAUUUCCAAAUAGAUUUUCUCAUUGAUCAUUUUUU